AUGACAAUACAAAUACAUGUUAUUCAUUACCAAAUAAUUGAUCACCUAAUAGGUAAACGAUUGAAUUGGGCAGAAAAAGAGUUUAGAAUAGCUGUUGUAAAUGAUAGAUUUAAAAAGUUGUAUUCAGAAAAGAUCAGUAUUGUAGAUUAUUCGUUGGUGUGUAGAGAGUGGUUCAACAAAUCGAUUUCCUUUGAAGACGUUGAUCGAUCUGUAUUGCAAUCUGUUAAUGUUCAAAUUGUCGAUUUAUCAUAUGAUAGUGACUAUGAUGAUCGAUCAAUCAUUGACUUUUCAGUAAUAAAUAAGUGGCGUGUCAAUCAUAUCUACUUCCAGUACGAUAAUAUUGGUCCGAUAUGUGGCGGUCCACACAUAUCUUUUUCAGAUUUAUUUGGAAUUAAGUCACUACAAUCUAUCGAAAUAAAAGAAAUCGAUUAUAUAGAUAUCAAAGACAUAAAGUGGAUGGUUAACGAUCAUUUGGAAUCAUUCAAAGUCGCGGCAGUACUGAGCCUGAUGGGUUAA
Heterostelium album PN500 is the source of this 516-nucleotide messenger RNA. RefSeq lists its product as uncharacterized. Bases 1 to 516 code for a protein of 171 amino acids. The transcript has 2 exons. The record is from RefSeq and is a predicted model, not a curated record. Lineage: Eukaryota; Evosea; Eumycetozoa; Acytosteliales; Acytosteliaceae.